CGAGAGAGAUGGUGUGAGUAAAUCCACCGUCAACUGUAGCUUGGUUGUCGUUCAAGAUCUGUCCAGGUCACAGCUGUCUGACCAACAGAUUGUGUCCCCUUGUGUUAGUUCGUGGGCCUCGCGUUCAGGAAGGAUUUUUAUUGAGUCGAAAAUUGAGCAGACGACCUGUAGACUUGCAUGGGUCGGACUAAAGUAAACAGACCUGAGGAAUGUGACAUGGUGACGUCAUCCUGAGACACCGUAACAGACCUGAGGAAUGUGACACGGUGACGUCAUCCUGAGACACCGUAGCAGACGUGGGAAUCUUGAACUGAACUACUUUGAGUUUAAAAAAAAACUGGAUUGUAAACCCCGCUAUUAAAGACUGUGAGUGAUCCAUUAGCUUAAUAACUAUACAGUCAUCCAAUGACUUUGGUCGAGUGAUGUUUUGACCCAGAAAGUCAGCCAUUAAAUGACUGUAAACGAAGUCAAUGCAAAGUGGUGGAGUCACAACGGACAUUCUAAAAGGACGAUAUUGAUUUUGUAAUCGACAGUCUCGUGAGAGAUCUGUGCUGAGAGUUCGUCUGCUACUCAAAAGGAUUGCCAGAAACUACAAAUUUCUGGGAUAGUUUUGUUGGAGUGGUCCCAUUGGAUUUAUUUACUGAGGCUGGCUUCCAGGGCAUUCUAUGGUUCCAAGGUCUUGUCAUCUUUUUACCCACAAGACAUCUGCAGCAUGAUUACAUAUUUCCGCGAGUGUGCCAUGCCGGACAGUCCAGAUAUCAAACCAAAUUGUCCACCAAUCCACUCCCCCAAGUCAUCCAGUAUGACCAGCAUGGCACCAACAACAAGACCCCUUUCUUCAAACAGCAAUAUAUCUGGUGUAAAUGGCAGCCACUCCCCUCACAGUACUCUGAACAGACGGAGUCCAUCACCACCUAUGUUAGGUUCCAUCAUGAAUUCCUCCAGUGGGCAGCAACUUCCCCCGGCAUGUGGGGCAAGACAGCUAAGCAAAUUAAAACGUUUUCUCACCACGCUGCAGCAGUUUGGUUCUGACAUAUCACCCGAAAUUGGUGAGCGAGUCAGAACAUUGGUUCUGGGAUUAGUAAAUUCCCACUUGUCAAUUGAAGAGUUCCAUGGGAAACUUCAAGAAGCAACAAAUUUUCCUCUCCGACCUUUUGUCAUUCCAUUUUUAAAGGCCAAUUUGCCACUUCUACAACGAGAGCUGAUCCACUGCGCUCGCAUGGCCAAGCAAACACCUCAGCAGUUUCUGACACAAAAUGAGCACAUAGUGUUUGACCCUACUCAUUCUCCACUGGAUGGCCAGGAUUCAGUCAUGUCAGAAAUCAAUGAAAAUGGCAAAAGACGAUCUCCUGACAGGCCUAAAGAGAACGGCCUUGACUUGCACAUAGACUCUAGCCAUCCUGCUAAAAGACAUCAUGGGAGUCACCCUAUCAGUCCAGUAUCAAGCAGCAGGGUCAGCCCUGGGUCAACUUUUAACCUUUCAACUGGGCCCAUUAGAUUAGAGGACAUCAGCAAGUCAAGAGAAAUGAGAGAACGUGAAAGGAUGGAGAGGGAACAGAUGGAAAGAGAGAGAGCAGACAGGGAACGAGAAAGAGAAAGACACUUUUCAAGUUUCAGUUUUCGAUCCACUGAAUCGUUGGAUCACUUAGAAAGAUUAGAUGAUGAUUGGAGACACGUAGAAACUAUGUUAAAUUGUAUCAUUGGAAUGGUGGACAAAACUAAAAGAGCCAUGGCAGUACUCCAGGAAAGAAGUAUCAGAGACAGAGAAGAGCUGGCACUGUGGGCAAGGCGGCAAGCUGAUGGCAUUGAUGCUGAUGUUAAGAAGCGCUCUGGAGAUGUCAUGGCUUACACGUUAAGGCAAACAGAAGAGCGAGUCAGUGAAGUGAGACGCAGAGCUGAAGAAGCAGUCAAUGACAUGAAGAGACAAGCCAUGUUGGAACUACAGAAGGCUGUGGCAGCAGCAGAUCAGAAAGCAGCUGACUUGGUUUCCAGUGAAAGAGCAAAAAUGGAAAGGGCCAUAGCAGAGGCCAGGAAACAAACCCAUUCAGAUUUACUUAUGACACUUAGCCAUCAAGAGGAAUCUGCUGAGAGCUGUUGGAACUGUGGCCGUAAAGCCAGUGAAACUUGCAGUGGGUGCAAUGUUGCAAGAUAUUGUGGAUCGUUCUGCCAGCACAAGGAUUGGGAGAACCAUCACCAUGUUUGUGGCAAGGCACAUAUCACUUCUGCUGCUGAGGCUAGAGAAAUGAGACGUGCAGCACUUAUCAGCGCAGCUGCAGUGGCCUCAUCCACAUCCUUGUCCUCUACAUCCAGCAAGGAUUUGGCAUCAUCAUCAUCUUCUAAAACAACCUCAUCCACAGAGGCAUCUUCUGUCAGCUGUGUUUCUCCUGCACCCUCCACUGUUCCCAGCCUCUCAGCCAAAGACAGCACAAAACCAGCAACUGUUGUUGCUCCUCCUUCACCAUCUUUUAAAUCUUCAAGUCCAGCUAAUUCAGACCGAACCACCCCAGCUCAAGACACCGAUUCUCACGUGUCUUCUGUCCCAGAAAGUUGUCCUGUGUAGCACACAUUUGAAAAAACUUGAACAUAAACUUUGAGGAGUCAGAUCGCACAUUGUUGUUCUAAAUAGUGAAACAAUAAAGGCUGUUCGUCUUUUUUUUCCUUCAUGUGUAGGAUACUAAGCCCAAAGUCUUGAUGGUCUCCUGCAUUACAUUUUUAAAUGCUUUCGUAAUGGUGGGUCAAGCAAAGAAUUUUAAUGACAAAAGUAAUGACAUCCACGACAUGAUAAUCCAUGCUUUGAUGCUGUGGGUUCUACCGACCCUAUGCCUUGACAAUAAUUGAUCUCCACUCAGCUAGAGACACCAUUUAAUUUAAAGCUAUCAGGAUUUUAGAUUGAUCAUAAUAGCUUAGACCUAUUUGUAGACUUUUGCAUCUGCCAUAUCCAUGUUUGUGGGUUUUUUUAUUUGUGAUGUAGCACUUAUCAAAUGUACUCCUGUCACAUUAACUUGACUAUUGUGUUCAAACAUGUAUAUAUUUAUUGCAGUGAUGAGUUUGUACAUUUGAAUUAUCACCAUUUCAUAAUAGUGUGCCCCUUUUGUCAUAAUUCUUUUAUUGUACCGGUAACAAAGAAACAUAUUUUUUAGAGUCAAAAGAAACAUAUUUUUUAGAGUCAAUUAAUCCAAUAUUUCUAAAGUACGAUUUUUUAUCUAGCAAGAACCAUAAAAAAAAUCAUAUUAUGAUCUAUACAUCAGGUUUAUCUCCUUCAAAAAUAAAAAACCUGAAAAAGAAAUCAUGAAAUAUAUGAAGUGUACAUUAUUAAUACAUCAAUCAACACAGCCAUUGGACUGUGAUACUGGUAUUCUAGUGAUCCAUUAAAUGAUAGCAUUUUUUCUACUCACAAUUAGUUACCUCCAUUACUGAAUCACAGAAACUGUAGAUCUCAUUAUUUUUUUAUUAAUAAUUAUGCAAACUAAUCUAGUUAAAAUUGAAUUGUUUAUUCUAUAAUGCAGAACAAUCAUAUUUCUCUAUUUAGUUAUUUUCUUGACAUUUUUUCUUAUUUACUUUUGCUACGGAAGCACAGAUUGUUAUCCGGCUGAUACUAAAAUUAUUCUUUUAAUUUUCUUACAAGAACUCGAGUGUUUAACUUUAUUUUCAAUCUGCCAAAAAAUUUUCUUUGAAUGGUAAAGGGUAAGAUUAAUUGCUAUAAAGUUGGAUUUUUUUCCUUUUAUUUUUUACUGGGCCUUUUGUGCUUUUUUUAUUUAUUUUGGGAGGUAACUGUCUCAUUACUGUCAGUAUUUUGUGGAGUGGAUAUACUUUUUUUACUUGUAAAUAUUUCAGAAAAAGAAAUAUUUUGUGUCAUAUAAACUGCAGUUUUUAUUUUAAUAAAUGGAAUUUUCUAAAAAACUUAGUAAGUUUAAAGACUAUGGUCUAAAAUUUUCUAUGUAUAAAUACGGUUGGUGUUUUCACAUUGAUUAAUAUUGUUUUGACUGAUCUGAUUUAUCUAAAGUUUGGUGUAUAUUUGUUUGAAUUAAACUAUCUUAUUCUUAAUAUAUAUAUAUAUAUAUAUAUAUAUAUAUAUAUAUAUAUAUAUAUAUUAACACAACUCCGAAUUUUAAAUAUCAGCAUCCAGGUGUUCAUUCUUGUUUAACAUGAGAUCUGAUUGUAUCAUAUGGUGGUAUAUCACUUUUUCAGACAUUCUUGUUUAACAUGAGAUCUGAUUGUAUCAUAUGGUGGUAUAUCACUUUUUCAGACAUUCUUGUAUUAUUUUUUUCAACCCAGUGCAAUACAUAUAUCAUUUGACCAUUUUCUUUCUUCUUCAGGAAGUCAUCAUUUAGGCUCAGAUGAAUUGUCAGUUAAUAUAAUAAGAUACUAUUUCAUAAUAAUACAAAUAGUAAUGUUAAAUAUUUUGUGUGACCUUUCUGCAUUUUUUUUUACACUGACUAUGGGCUGCUAUGUGUCCAAACUAAUUGGCUUCAUCUUAACUGUAACCUUAACAUUCAGGCUGUUUCUGCUGUUAGGCAAUACUCGACUGAGACUGUUUAAUUCAAGGAAAAGCUGCAUAGUAUUGUGAGUGCAGGAGCACUAUUUUUUUAAAUUCUCUUCUUUAACUAAUCACUGAUGUAUCUAUUUGGAAACAGCCUUGACCUUACAUUCCUGAAUCUCAUUACUCAUUAUUCUUUUUGUUCUUCCUCAAUUUUGUAAAGAAACUGUUUCAAAGUCAUAAAAAUGUACUUCAAAUUAUCUUGCUAAUAUUUUUUGAAAUAGUAUAAUCUAUAGUCUAUGUAUCAAAAGGGGGAAAAAAAACAAAACACUAUCAAUAUGGUAGUUAAAAUUUAUCCGAUAUCUAGCAAUUUUCUUUUUAUUUUUAAAUCAUGACUUUAUUUUCUAGUGACCACUGGACAUUUUAUAGCCCUAAUUACAUGUUGCUACAUUAUCAAAACUCUUGUAAUCUACUUGAUUGUGAUAUUUUAUUGCUUGAUAUUUGAACCAUGACAUGUUAGCAGCAUUUUAAUAUAUUUUUUUUUAACCAAUCUCUUUGUGCGUCAAAACACUUUUCAGUGCAAUUGUCACUAAGCAAGGGGCACAUAUUGUGGGUCCAUUAACCACACAAAUGAGGAUUAAAAAAUUUCUUGCCCAAUGCAUUAGUUUAUUUUUUGAAUAGUUUGCUAAACCAUAGAUUUUGACUUAGUAUUCAGAAUUGGGUUGCAUAAAAGUUUAAGCCUAAUUUGUGUUAAGUGCUUGAACAUGUUCUAAACGUUAAAGUAAAUUUGUAUAAAAUUAUUUAUUAUUUUUAAAGCAUUUUCUUCACAUCAGUUCCAAAUAGCCAGCAGUUUUUUGAGUAGACUAAGUGACAUUAAAUACUUAUUACAAUAAGUAGGAUUUUAUUCUAGGCAGCAGUAGAAAGUUAAAUGAUUCAAAGUUAGGAUGUGGGAAAAUAAUGAAACAAUAUAUGUUGAAAUCAUAAUACAAUAGACAAAAAUAUUUUUUUAACUUAUUUACCACUCUUGUCAAUAAAUUUUUCUUAAGCACAAAGUUUCUAUAAAGCUAAAUACAUAUAUCAAGAGCACUGCCUCGUAGAUCUGUAAUAAACAAGUCAGCAGAUUGCAAUAUAGCUAACCCUAAACCGUAAUGUACAUAAUUUUAAACUAUGUAAUGAUGAUCACAGUAUAACAAUAUACUGGUGAGAGUUUCCUGACAAUCUCUGGUGCCAUGGGGUACUGUAUAUAAAGGGCAGAAUGUGAUUUUAUUUUCUUGAAACUUUCACAUUUAAUAUAUAAUAUGUUCAAUGUUUCGUCCCAUUUUUUUUUAGUCUGUUUUGUUUUCAUCUUAACAGUGACAAAUAAAAUACUCAUUAUUUGACAGAA
Messenger RNA from Biomphalaria glabrata, 5861 nucleotides. RefSeq names its product protein CBFA2T1-like. Gene Ontology annotation, cellular component: nucleus. NCBI's taxonomy places the organism in Eukaryota, Metazoa, Mollusca, Gastropoda, Planorbidae. The record is from RefSeq and is a predicted model, not a curated record. Gene Ontology annotation, molecular function: transcription corepressor activity. Gene Ontology annotation, biological process: negative regulation of DNA-templated transcription; DNA-templated transcription. The coding region runs from base 713 to 2560 and encodes 615 amino acids. The transcript is spliced from 11 exons.